This is a messenger RNA of Neolamprologus brichardi, 15000 nucleotides long. RefSeq names its product putative E3 ubiquitin-protein ligase HERC1. Lineage: Eukaryota; Metazoa; Chordata; Actinopteri; Cichliformes; Cichlidae. Gene Ontology annotation, molecular function: ubiquitin-protein transferase activity; protein binding. The record is from RefSeq and is a predicted model, not a curated record.
CAUUCUCGACAACUUCCAAACCCCAUCGUGCCGAAAGGGCGUCCUAGUGUCAGCUCACCUCAUCCAGCAGUCAGUGUGAAGGAGCUGGAAAGCUGCUUGGCUGGAGAUGCAUCAUUUCCAGUCGACAGAAACAGACACGCUCUUAUUUUGGUUGGAAAGCCAACAAAAAUGCAGCAGAUCACUAGGUAUACAUCAGAGUAUAGAUAAUGCUCAGACAUGGUGCCUUGUCAGACCCAUGUGUUGCUAAAGUGGCAGGAGCACUUCAAUAGCUCCUGGGCGGCAGAGGACAGCCUGCAGACAGCCAGGAGGCAUGGUGCUGCCGUGCUCUACGAUAAGCUCCUUCAUAACAAGGAAGUGGUGACCCUCGCCCAACCUGUUCAAGAACUCGCAGGCCCACGCCUUCCGGACUUCGAAUGUGAGUCCAGUGCAUCUGCGGAGAAGGAAGAGUACCUGUCCUCCCUGCUUCGUAGCCAGCGAUGGCUGGCUCACCGCGUGCUGACGCAAACCUCCUACACCCUGGGUCUCCACCACAGGCUGGUAGUUCUACAGAGGAUCUACUAUGCACUUCACAGCAAAUACCAUGACAAAUUCCGUGUGCAGCUGCCCUCCCACUCCAAAGACAGCGGAACUGAAUGUGGGCAAAUUGAGCCGGCCUCAGAGCCUUUCCUACCAGGGGGAGCAUCCAAAAUCAAGUCGGGUACAGAUGUUCUAAUAGAAAUGGGUGUCAGGACUGGCUUGAGUCUGCUCUUCUCGCUACUGCAGCAGAACUGGAGAUACGCAGCUUCUAUUCAUCCAGAGUCUGUGCUUUGCAACGAUGUGCUCAACACAGCGUCCUCUGUCCUGACUUCGCUGCCACCACUCUCUCUGGCUAAUGAGAAUAAGAUCCCGUCAGUGGGUCUGGACUGCCUGGCACAGGUGGCUGACUUCCUGAAGAAGACAUCGGUGAGCAGCGGGAACGGUGGCGCAGACCCGAUUGGUCGUAGGCUGGCGCUGGAGCUGCUGCUCGGCCUGGCCAUGCAGAGAGGCUCCCUGAAGUUUCUGCUAGAGUGGGUGGAGGUAGCCUUGGCUGCUUCUAUGUCCUCUUCCACCCCUACACUGUCUUCCUCCUCCUCCUCCUCACUGAGCUCCCAGCAGUCAGCCGGUGUGGGCUUUGAUGUCAUCCAUCAAACUCUUCUCCAAAUGAGGCAAUAUUCGGGUUUUCGUGGCGAUCCCGUCAAUACUCAGGUGCUUAAGAAGGAUGCAGAUGGACAUUGUCGACUCUCCCAGGCAGCUCUCUGCUUAUUUGAAGAGAUUUGUAACCUAGCGUCCUACUGCCUGUGCUCAUGUAGCACGGAUGCAGCUGCUCCCGGCACUGAGAGCAAUACAGUCAUGGUGUAUGUGUGGGGCAGCAACAGCAGCCAUCAGCUGGCAGAGGGGACACUGGAGAAAAUCCUGCUGCCAAAACUGACGCAGGGCUUCAGUGAUGCCCAAAUGAUUGAAGCAGGCCAGUACUGCACCUUCUCUGUGUCUGCGGAUGGCUCAGUGAAAGCAUGUGGGAAGGGCAGCUAUGGCCGUCUGGGCUUGGGGGACUCCAACAACCAGUCUAUGCCCAAGAAGCUUGUACUUGAACCACACAGGAACAUUAAGAAAGUGUCCUCCUCCAAGGGCUCCGAUGGUCACACUUUGGCCAUCACUGUCGAGGGAGAGGUCUUCAGCUGGGGUGAUGGAGAAUAUGGGAAGCUGGGCCAUGGCAACAGUGCUACACAAAAGUAUCCCAAAAUCAUACAAGGACCGCUGCUGGGCAAAGUUGUUGUUUGUGUGUCUGCUGGCUACAGACACAGUGCUGCUGUGACUAAUGAUGGAGAGCUUUAUACAUGGGGCGAAGGGGACUUUGGCAGACUCGGUCAAAGUGACAGCCAAAGUCGGAACAUGCCCACACUAGUGAAGGAUAUCAGUGGUGUCGGGCAGGUGGCCUGUGGCAGCUCCCACACCAUCGCUGUGGCUCAGGAUGGGCGUACUGUGUGGUCCUUUGGAGGAGGGGAUAACGGUAAACUGGGUCACGGAGACACCAAUCGUGUGUAUCGGCCCAAGGUCGUAGAAUCCCUGCAUGGAUUCAUCAUCAGGAAAGUGUGUGCUGGUAGCCAGUCAUCUCUGGCCCUAACCUCUGCAGGACAGGUGUUUGCGUGGGGCUGUGGCUCAUGUUUAGGAUGCGGCUCCUCUGAAACAACAGCUCUGAGGCCCCGGUUGAUAGAAGACCUGAGCAUCACCAAGAUUAUUGAUAUCUCAUGUGGAGACAGCCACUGUUUGGCUCUGUCCCACGAGAACGAAGUGUAUGCAUGGGGAAAUAACACCAUGGGCCAGUGUGGGCAGGGUCACACUUCUACACCUAUUUCCAAACCCAAGAAAGUGCUUGGUUUAGAGGGCGUUUCGAUACAGCAAAUUACAGCUGGCACUUCUCACAGUCUGGCUUGGACCGCAGUUCCAACUGACAGGCAGCUUGUGGCGUGGCACAGGCCCUUCUGUGUGGACUUGGAGGAGAGUACGUUCACUUAUUUACGCAACUUCCUGGAAAGCUAUUGUGAUGGAAUUAGUAACGACACCCCACCAGCUCCCUUCGUUUGUAAAAGGGACCACCAUCAUUUUAUUUUGCUGUGCAUGAAGCUGCUGUCCAUCCACUUGUCCCUGGCCCACGCUGGAGGCACUGGUGCUAUGGUUCUGGGUGCUCAGGGCAGGCCCCUGAGAAACCUUCUCUUCAGGCUAAUAGACACUGACAUGCCAGACUCCAUACAACAAGCAGUUUUGAACACGCUGUCUAUUGGUGCGGCCCUGCUGUUGCCUCCACUUCGGGAGAGAACGGAGCUGCUCCUCUCACUCCUUCCUCAGGGCCCUCAGAGUUUGAAUGUUCUUUCCAAAGGACAGCGUCUUCAGUUAGACAUGGUCCUCAGCAGCCUUCAGGACCAGAGCCACGUAGCCUCUCUUCUAGGUUACAGCAAUUUUGGAGAAGUGACAGCCCUGGGGCCUCCAGUGACUCCUUUGUCAGUCCGACAACCCUCUUCAUCCAGCUCUGUUGACACCUGUGACCCUCUGCACUUAGCAGAGGUGCUGCUGAGAACCCUGCUGCUUAGUAUAGGAUUUUACACGGAGCAGCAAUUUGGGGAACUGGAAAAAAACAGCGACAAGCAGCUUGUUGGCGAUAGUCAGGGACAAAUGGAUCCUCCCUCUCACUUUCACCAGCUGCUUUCUGGACUUCACAAACACCUGCUUGCUCAUUGCUACAUCAGUUCCAGCCCGGAGGAUGACAGCAGUGUAGCACUGCUUCGUGAGCAUCUUUACCUGCUGCUUCCCUGCGCUACUGAGACCCUCAGGAGAUCAACCAAAUUGUUAAAGGAGAUUGCCCCAGACAAACAAAUCAUCAAAAAGCUGCAAGUGGUGUUAUACAAUUCAGUGUCUGGCAGCCUUCUGUGCCAAGUAAUGUACUCCUUGCUCCUGCUGCCCCUGGGCACAGUUCAACCUUUGCUGAGCCAUCUACUAGGCUUGCUGGAGCAGCUCAAUGACUUCAACAGGUUGCUGCCAGAGACUGUCUUGCUGGAGGAACAAGAACUAGGAGUGAAAGAUCAGAAAACCUGCUCAGAUAAAAGUGAAGAAAACACAAGCAUUGGGCCGCAGGAGGAGGAGGAGUGCAGAUGGGCCUGGCUGUUGGACCUGGAAAGGUCUGUAGCGCUGGCAGUUGGCCGCUGCCUCGGUGGUAUGCUGCAAGGCUCACCACUGUCCCUCCAGGAGAAAGCGUCAGAGGUCUGGCUAUCAAAUGUCCUUUUCAGGAAUGGCCUGGAGAUGGACUUUGAACAGCUGGACUCAAGCAUGACAUGGCUGACCGAGGUAGUGCUGCUGGGCAGUACUGAUGCCAGACUCACUGAGCUGAGCUUGACUGAAGAAACCCGGACUUUACUGGAACUGGCACUGGGCUCAUCCAGAGGACUUGCAGGUGGCAUAUGGCAGAAGAUGGAGGAUUAUGCUCACGGCAAAGCAGAAUGGGAGAAUGGAGGCUCUUCAGGUGAUUGUUUGCUGCAAAUUGUGUGCCGCUGCUGUCUGGCUGCUCUCCUGAAACACACGGGCCUGCAGAGUGAGGCCUGUUGGCAGGACAGCCAUGAGCCCUGUGAGAUGCUGUUUGAUGUCUAUGAAACCGUUUAUAAAAUCAGAAGUGCUCUGAUGACCCUCAAAAGCAGUUCAAGGAUGACACAAGUAGAAGCAUCUACCAAACAGAUCUCUCAGUCUCCUCAAAGUCCUGAUGUGGAAAGGCAAGAGCCAUGUACCUCAGUGGAGCAGGUGGGGAAGGAUAAUGAGCAGCAAUCAGUAGGACACUGUAGCCGGGAGGUGCAGGUGCCCCCGUCACCCGCAGCAAACCACAACCAGGAAGAGGUUGCAGACGAUGACAGAUUUAGCAGUCGUGUUUACCUGUCAGAAGUCCUAGAAUCAUUCAUGGCCACUCGGGAAGCCAUGCAAGUGCAGCAGAAUGUGACAGUCUACGAGUCAUUCGGCACUUCCACCCUUCAGAGCAGCGUGGAGAGCCCCGUCAGUCCUGAGGGAGAGCCUGAUUCCAAGCAGCAGUGGGAGAAGAAUGGGGAAUCUGAGGAAAGCUUGUCUUUCCCUGCUGCCUGCCAUCUGGUGGUGUCCCGAUGCCUCUUCCUUCUGCUGGGGGUCAGGCCUGCUUGGUUGGAACCCAGCGAAAGGGAGAACGUUCAGGCUGUGAACACUGGAGGGAGGAAAUUGUCAGCAGAAUCCCUUACAGUCACUGUCAGUGGAAGAAAACAGUCUGAUCAGUCCAAAAACACCUCUGGAUCUGCAAGGAAUAAAAUGGGUUUACCUCUGUGUUCUUUGGGGAUAAUGAAAGAUGCUUGGGAUCGCCUGCGACAGUGCAUCAGCCCGUCCAGCACCAUGUCCCACUACAGCAACAACACUUUGCCUAUUCUUAACCAGGUGUUUCAUUUUGUCUGUGGAAGCCUGGCCCAUUUAUCGCCCUCCUCAACGGUGUUUUCCCCUGGUCAGAGUUGUAGUCAGGCAGAUCCAAAGUCUAUUACUUUUGCCAUUAUGCAGCAGCAACAGCGGGCUGAGAUGCGGCUGGAGGCCUUGUGUCAGAUGUCAGCCUUUCUGUCUAAGAUGGAAGAAAAGAGCUGUGAAUCCACAGCAUCCAACCAGUUUCCUGCUUUGUUGCAGUCUGUGCAGCUGCAGUUCCUGUCUGGAUGCUUUGCUUUAGGAACACAAAUCAUUGGCUCCCACUCUGCUAAUUAUGAGACUCAGCACUACAUGUGUGGCACACAUUCAGCUUCUUUGGAUACACAGAGAGAGUUACAGUCUGCAGCCCACACCUUCUACCAGCAAGUGGUGCGUGUUCUUAAACACAGAGUCCUGUUUGAAAGAAAACAUCCAGGUUCUUGCCAGCACCUUCUUCUUGCCACAAUGUUUGCACUGAAUUUCCAUUACCAGCCUGUGGAUCUGGUGCUAGUCAUCAAAUGUGGCAUCCUGGAAAUUCUUUCCACGCUGACCAACAACAGCUGUGUGCUGAUCAACCAGAGCUGGUUUGCAGCUACAGCGUCUGGAUCUAUGCUAUUAGGUGGAGCCGUGAGGCUCGCUUGUGCCCGCCUGCUUCAGAUAUUGACUGUAGCUGCAAGCUCGUGUGAGGAUUUGCUGCCUAUCGAUGUAUCCCAGGCCCUUAUGGAGGUGAUGUGUGAGCAGCUUCAGAACAUCUUGUACAAUUUCCACCAGCAACAGAUAGCAGAGAUGGGAACAGCCGAGAAAACUGAUGUGGACUCCUACACAAAUCUAGUCGGAGCAGAAAACAGCAAAGUAGUUGAAUCCCAGCUUGCGGAUUUCUUGGUGUUUCUGAGGCGUGUACUGUCAUUAAGAGUAAUGAAAAGACUUUCUACAUUUAUAAGAUGGAUCGAUCCACUCAUGGCCAUUAUUUCACACAAGUGCUCUUUAGGAUCUCCACGCUUCCAGAACCUCCGCACUAAACUUCUGACCUUCCACGUUUUAGAACGACUGUUACCUGCUUGUUCUGAGCCCGUUCACAUUGAACAGAUUGUUAAACAACUCUUUCAGCUCUUGUCUGUUUAUAUGUGGGAGGAGCCUCUAAGUCAGAGCAACCAUGAAGAAAUGCCUGAAAAAGACAAAGGGAAUCCUGGCAGCUACGAUGAAUGUAUUCCCAUUGGAGAUUUUUCCUUUGACCCACACAAACUAAUGUGCUGUUCUCUGGAGAGCGGGAACAUCCUCUCACAUGGUUCUGGAGGGAAAGGCUACGGUUUGGCAACCACUGCCAUUACCUCUGGCUGUUUUAUAUGGAAGUUCUACAUUACCAAAGAGAAUAGAGGCAACGAGGGAACGUGUGUUGGUGUUUCUCGCUGGCCAGUUAGAGAUCACAACCACCAUACAACUACAGAUAUGUGGCUGUAUCGUGCUUAUAGUGGCAACCUUUACCAUGGAGGGGAACUGGUGCGCACACUUCCCUCCUUUACACAGGGUGACACCAUCACCUGCAUCCUGGACAUGGAGGCUCAUACUGUAUCAUUUGCUAAGAAUGACAAGGAGCCAAAGUUGGCAUUUGAAAGUGUGGUCGCUAAUGAACUAUAUCCUUGUGUGUUAUUCUACAGCAGUAACCCUGGAGAGAAGGUGGCUCUGAGUGAUCUCCAGAUGAGAGGCAUGCCCAGCAGUCUGCUUCCUGGAGACCCACUCUGCAGCCCCCGGGCUACUGUUCUACUCGAGUCAACAGUGCAUCUGCUGCGUCGGCUCCACCAGUGUGACCAGUGGUCCCCGCACAUAAACCAGUAUAUUCAUACCCACCUGGAGCUCAUUGGUCCCCUGCUGAGAGAAGAUAACUCAGGAAACUUCAGUACAGGCCUCAGUGCGUCACACAAUGAGAAGGAAGAGAACGACAAGGACCUGACUGGUGAUCACACAAAGGACGUGCUGUCACACUGUCGGUUUCUGUCUGAGGCCAAGCUGGCUGCUCUUUGCACUGAAGUGUGGCCGGUAUUUGCUCUGAUUGGAGGAGUUGAUGGCGGUCUCCGUGCUGGAGGCCUCUGCCUGCACAAACCCAGCGGGCGUCGAGCUAUUCUUCUCGGCAUUCUAAAGGAAGGAAGCUCUCUCGCCAAGCUACAGUGGGAAGAAGCAGACCUCUCUGUCAGCUCCAUGAAUUCUUGGUCACCCAGCGACACGCCGAUCAUCUCACUGGAUCCCUGUGACAUAUCCUGCUGUGAUGUCACCCGCCUGGGAGGCCUCAAACCAACAGUGUUGUUAGAUCUGAUUUAUUUGAUGGGGCUGCUGGAGGAACAGGGUUGGCUAGGUGCUCACGUGCCCCCGAGAAGGAAGUACUCUGGGGAGAACAUCAAAGAAUACCUGGAUAAAGACAUACAAGAUGAUGUCACGUGGCUGACAGAAAAUGAAAGGAAAAAGGAGCAGAAAGAUGAGAGUGUCUCGUCAUCCUCAACCAAAGAUGCAGCAAAGAUCACAGACCUGCAGGAGUUGACCUCUCAAGCUCAGCCUCUGCAGACAUUCCAGACUUCCAGAAUGGAUGCAUUUGCACUUGAACUUAGGGCACUCAGAGUGUCAUACCUUCUCACUGGAGGUUUGAAAUCCCUGACUGUCAUUUUUAGCUGUGAGAAACUGUCAGAUCUGCUUCUAGUGCCAAAACAUGAGCCCCCCAACUCCUCGGGGAGUUCCCUGUCCAGUCCAAACUGUGACCAAGCUAAAGCCGGCAGUAAACAGUGGGAUGAAAGUGCUGAGCUGAGAUCGGUGCAGCAGUAUGUGGUGCAGAGCAUGGUGAAGUGGGCAGUCAGACACUGCCCCAUCAAACAGACUGUGUCUCUUGCUGAUUUGGAGAGAGUUCAAGUCAUGAUAUACAAGGGAGCUGUUAAAGGACUGCAGGAGGACAAAGAGAACAAGGAAUCAGGCCACCACUUGUCUUCUCAGCCCAUCUCCAAGUCCUCGAGCUCUGUGUCCUUGUACAGCGUGGGCUCCGAAGGCACUGCUGUCUUUGGCCAGUCAAACAGAGCCUCUGCCUCAUCCUCUAACACAGAUUUGGCAUCCUCUCUCCCAAUAAAUCUUCAGGCUGACAGCCUUGAUAAUUUUAACCCUUUCCUUCCCAUCAGCCUCCUCCAGCACAUGGUGCUAACUCGGUUCCCUACGCUUACGGGACUGGUUAGCACUCCCCCUGUGUUGCACCCUUGCUUCAGCCUUGCCAGCUCUGCUUCUUGUGAUGCCUUCACAGAACAGCAGACUAGCUUCAUGGAACCCGGUCCCUGCAGCACACAGGCCAGAAGCAGCCUGGAACGGACACAAAUGUUUGUCACCAGUCGGUUGCUAGAAAUGGGAUUCUCUAUGAGACAUAUCUACUGGGCCAUGGAGGCAGCAGAUGUAGCAGGUGACUUGGACUCACAAACCAUUGAGGUGUUGGCCAGCUGGAUGCUAGAGCACCCCCUGACUGAGGAGCAGCAAGUAGCUGAGUCACCAAGACCAGAGGGGGCUCCUGAGACUCCGUCCCCAGAUGGGCCAGAGACAGUUCAGUGUCCCGAGCGCCCCACCAGUCACACCACUGAAAGUCUGUUACCUGGGCUCGACUGGAUAGAAAGGGAGAACUUCUUGGAUGUCCACCUCACUAGGAAUAGACCUCCUCCGGCCCGGCGGCGACGCUCAGGCCCCACUCAGAGGACCUCGUUCCGAAGGGCAGACUUGCCAUCACCCAGCCCUCUCCCCCAGUUGUAUCAACAGCACACAGCUGUCAGUGAUUGGCCGGAGCAGGUAGAGUUUCACCCUUACUCUGCUGAGGAAGAGUCAGAGCUUGGCUACAUGGAUGAUCCAUACCAUGAAGAAAGUUACGAGGACCUCCUCACCCCUUCAUUCUUCAGCUUGGAGAGAGACACACUGCAGAUAGUGGAGGCUGGAGAGGAACACAGUCAGAUGGUUAAAUGUGAGCUGUGCAACACCCUCACCUUGCAGUUUAACAAUCACAUAAAGCGACGACACCCAGGCUGUGGGCAGAGUGCUGCACGUAAGGGCUAUGACAGCACUGGGGCCUACGUGGAUGUUUGGUUCAAAGGGGAAUGUGGCUCCAACUUCCCCUUCUACCUCCUCUGCAGCACCUGCAGGGAAAAGUACCUGGCUGCAAAUGCAAGCAAUCCAAACUCCAAAUAUGAAAGGAUUAAAGGCCUGACAUCAGAUUUAAUUGGCCAGAUGGACAGCACAUCUGAUGAUGACUGGGAGAUGAGCCACCAAGAUGAGUAUGACACAGAGAAACUGACAGGACUGGAAGAUUUUGGGCUCCUGCUCAGACCACUCGGUUUGACUGAGAAGAAGCUGGUACCAGACCCCAUUGCCUUUACAGAGCCAGAUCCACUUGGAGCGCUAGUUUACAGUUCAGCUUGUCCUUCAAGAGCACCUGUUCCCAAAGGGAAUGCCCUUGUCGAGCAGAAGACCUCUUUGAGCCUUGGACAGCAGGCAGUAUCACUGAGGGACUCUCAUGAUAGACUGAAAGCAUUAAGGAGAGUCACAUCCACAGCCCAGAUUCUGCUUGCUUACAGCAUCGUGAUGAGAGCGCUGUCCCAGACUGCCUCAGGUGCAUCAGUGAGUAGCCAGUCUAAUGGACUUGAGUCCUUGGGUCUGGCAGACAUCCGUAUUCUGGUGCGUUUGAUGACUUUAGCGGCAGGUGGCAGGGCUCACACCUGCGUGGACGGUCGGUCCAGUAUGAGAGGGCUGGCGACAGAUGGCAGCAACUCCACCUGCCUCACCUUUCUUACCUCAGCCAUUGGCAGCGUGGUGUCCCACAGUCCUACUGCUUACAGAGAGCUGGUGGAGAUAUGCACUCAGGACCUGAUGGCAGCAGCUACAGGGGUUAAUAUUGGAGCCAUCAGUGACCCACAGCAAAGAGCAUGCCUGAAUGCCAGCUUAACAGCUGCAAACCCGGGAGCCCAGCAGCAGAGGGACUAUCAUGACCAGACGCCGCCAACGUUCCUGGUCACACAAAGUCUGGUGUCCCUGCUCACUGAAAAGAGCCAUCACUGUUACACCCCAGACAAAGCUGAACACGAGACUAAUGAUGCAGGAAACCAGGGGGGCUCUUCCUCUUUGACUCCCUCCUCUUUGCCACACCUCAGUGCCAAAGUUGGCCCUCUGGAGCUGGCAAAUGCAUUGGCAGCAUGUGUCCUCUCUGCUCGGCUAACCAGUAAACACCGCCAGUGGGCAGCACAACAGCUGGUGCAGGCUUUGGCUGCCACAGGAAGGGACAGUUCUCAUCGACCUCAAACAUACAGCGACUUGGUUGGUGACCUGCGGAAAUGCCCCCUUAAGAGACUGGAAGGACAUUAUAACAAGGUGGCCAGCUGUUCCUGGAGCAGUGAGCAGAGUUUGUUGGCUACAUGUUCUCAGGACAAAGUGGUACAGCUAUGGAGCAUUAGCCACAACACCGUGGAGCUACAGACCACCUUCUCCUGUAUUACCAGUAAGACAGACCGAUCGAGCAGCGAGAGGGCUGGCAGAUGUCAUCUCAUGUCUCCUGUGUACUGGAGUACAGGGGGGAACUUUUUGGCUGCCCCCGAGAACAAACACAUCAACAUUAUGAACAUUAGAGGAUCGCUCUGUCACGUGGAGAACCAGGGUUCUCGGGUCACUGCUCUUUGCUGGGCUCAGGCCUUCAGUUUGUGGGUGCUUGACCAGUCUGCAGCCUGUAAGAAUAGACCCGCUGAGAGCCUGUUGGUGGGACGGCUGGAUGGCUCACUGUGCUGGCUGCAGGUCACAAUGCAGGAAACAGACCUGCUUGUGAGGAGCACUGAACUCACUGCCUGCCACAGGAACGAGGCUGCCCAGUGUGUAGCCUGGCACAGUGAGGACAAAGCGUUUGCAGCGGGCUAUCCCAGUGGGAAGAUUCUGUUGUCCACAACAGAAACUUAUGAGAACGAGCAGCCCGUAGUGCUGUCUCUCUUCCAGGACAGCGUGUGCUCCUUAAAGUGGGACCCCACAGGACACUUGCUGCUCUGUUUGGGGAGGUCAGAGGUAGUAAAGGUACUGGGACGCUCUGGGAGCUCCUGGGUGACCCUCCACAAUCUCUUCCACACCAGUACUGUUAACAUUGCCGAAUGGUGUCCACUCCCUGGAAGAGCACCUGAUCCCAGACUAAUGCUGGCCGCAGGUUGUCAGAAUGGCUCCGUGUAUGUCUGGACACUACCACAGGGGGGCACUGUUGUAUCGUUGCCCAGCAUGUUGAACAGCCAGGAGAGAGAGACUGAGACCAAGCAGGAUAGUGCAAAGUGUGCAUUUGUACUUCAUGGCCACAUUAUGGCCGUGAAGUCCCUUUCAUUUUGUUCCAGUGGAUUAGCUCUAGUGUCUGGCGGGAUAGGGGGUCUGCUCAACAUCUGGUCCUUACAGGAUGGUUCGGUGUUACAAACUGUUACCGGUUUGGGUUCAGCUGUCAGCACUACGUGGAUACCAAACAUGGGGGUUGCUGCCUGUUUUGGAAGGUCAAAGGAUGUUUUGUUGAUCUGCUGCACCCCUGACUGGAUCAACCAAAAUCACGUGCUAGCUUCCUGUCGUACGGUCCUCAGAAGCCAAAACGUUUCGGGUCUAAAUCGGGCACCUUGUUUGGCUGUCUUCCUGGAGAGGCUGCCCCUGCUGCUGCAGGAGCAGUACAACUAUGAGCGGACCCAUGUGGGAGCUGGCGACCAGCUCGUCCACAGUGCCUUCCUGCAGAGCCUGGCCUCCUUGACAGUUGGGCUGUCCUUGGAGAAACACCUGUGCUGUUACCCACACCCACCACACCACACUUACCCCGAUGCUCACUCCUGCCCUCCAGAGUGGACCUGGCUAGUCACUUAUGCCACCACAGUGCGCAGCGCUGAGGCUAUAGCCAGUGGCACUGCCUUCCCUGAAGCCUUCAUUGUUUCAGAAUUUCACGAUGUGCAGGACAAUAAAAUUGCCAAGGCACUGGACAAUAGCAAGUGGAGUUUCAGGAUGGAUGAGCAGCUGAUGUCGUGGGCCACCAGUAGACCGGAGGAUUGGCAACAAGGGGGAAAGACUGAGGUGUAUCUGUGGGGCAAUGGACGUUUCGGGCAGCUGGCUGGAAUGGGAACCAAUCUUAGGAUGCCUACACUGGCACCCUCUCUGUUACAGACACAGCAGGUUGUGUGUGGUCAGAACUGUACCUUUCUGCUCCAGUCCAAUGGGACUGUACUGGCUGUAGGAGAAGGACAAUAUGGCAGACUGGGCCAAGGGAAUUCUGAUGAUCUCUAUGUUCCAACUAUUAUCUCUGCUUUUCAAGGGUACGUGGUGACACAGCUGGCGACAUCUUGUGGUUCAGACGGACACUCGAUGGCCCUGACUGAGACUGGGGAGGUAUUCAGCUGGGGAGACGGAGAUUUUGGAAAACUGGGUCAUGGCAACAGUGAAAGACAGAGGAGACCCAAACAGAUAGAGGCGCUGCAAGGAGAAGAGGUCAUUCAGCUCGCUUGUGGCUUCAGGCAUUCUGCUGUGGUUACAGCAGAUGGGAAGUUGUUCACCUUCGGUAGUGGUGAAUCUGGCCGUCUGGGUCAAAGGUCGACAUCUAACAAAAUGCUGCCUGAAAGGGUGGCUGCACUAGAGGGAUAUCAUGUUGGACAGGUGUCAUGUGGUCUCAAUCACACUUUGGUGGUGUCUCUUGAUGGCAUGGUUGUGUGGGCAUUUGGAGAUGGAGAUUAUGGUAAAUUGGGAACUGGUUCUUCCACAGCAAAAUACUACCCUCAGAAAGUUGAGCAACUUUGCAAUAAGAGAAUUAAGAAGGUCUGUUGUGGAACUCAGUUCUCUGUGGCCUUGGCCUGUGAUGGACAUGUCUACACAUUUGGUCAAGAGCGUAUGAUUGGCCUGCCGGACUCCAUGCUGAAGAACAAAUCCUGCCCCCAGGUGGUGCCGUCCCUGGAAGGACUGUUUAUAGAAGACAUUGCUGUGGGCUGUGAGCAUGUGCUCGCCAUGUCCUCCACUGGAGACGUCUAUGCCUGGGGCAGCAACAACGAAGGACAGCUUGGCCUUGGGCACACCAACUCAAUGAAAGAGCCCACGCUUGUCGCAGCCCUCCAGGGUAAAACCAUCAGGCAGAUCUCUGCUGGCCGCUGCCACAGUUCGGCGUGGACCACCCCCUCUACCUCGAUGAAGAACUCAGGUGGCUCUGGGAAUUUCCAGUUAGGCCUUCCACAGUCAGUCCCUCCCCAGUACACCACUCUGAAAGACUGUAGCCCUGAUGUUCUCAGCAUGCGCCUCAGGGUACUCUACCACUUUUCUGAUCUCAUGUACAAAUCCUGGAGGCUGCUCAACCUGGACACCAAAAAUCCGGUGUCCACUUCACGCUAUAAUUCAGGAACAACAGCCAUUAUACGAGGGGAGCUCAGAGGCCUUCUAUCACCCAAGGUCAACACUCUGCCUCUUGUGCGCUCGAUUGGCAGAACAAUGACCCAGGGCAAAACAUAUGGGCCUCAGAUCACUGUAAAACGGCUUUCCACAAGAGGGCGUUCGAGCAAACCCAUCUUCGUGCAGAUCGCAAAGCAAGUGGUGAGCCUGAAUCCUCUGGAACUGCGGCUGCCGUCACGAGCCUGGAAGGUCAAGCUGGUAGGAGAGGGAGCUGACGAUGCUGGCGGAGUGUUUGAUGAUACCAUCACCGAGAUGUGCCAGGAGCUGCAGUCUGGUGUGGUGGAUCUUCUGAUUCAUACUCCCAAUAGCUUUGCAGAUGUGGGCAGUAACACUGACAGGUUCCUGCUUAAUCCAGCGGCGCACUCGGAUGAUCACAUGGUCCAGUUUCGCUUCUUGGGUAUCUUGAUGGCAGUGGCCAUCCGCACUAAGAAACCUCUGGACCUUCAUCUGGCUCCUUGGGUGUGGAAGCAACUUUGCUCGAUGCCACUCGGGGGAGCUGACUUGGAGGAGGUGGACCUGCUCACCUACCGCAACCUCCAAGGCAUCCUUCACCUCGAAAACAGUGAAAUCACUGAGGACAAUUUCCAUGUGAUGAUCCCACUGGAUUCAUUCAUGGCCCACAGUGCAGAUGGAAGGCUGGUACCUGUGGUUCCCGGAGGUCAAAACAUCUCUCUGACCUUUGGAAACCGGACUGAAUAUGUGGAGAGAGCUCUGGAAUACAGACUGCAUGAGAUGGAUUCCCAGGUGGCAGCAGUGAGAGAGGGCAUGUCCACCAUCAUCCCCGUGCCCCUCCUCUCCCUGCUGACGGCACAGCAGCUCGAGCAGCUGGUCUGCGGCCUGCCAGAAGUCUCCGUCGAGAUGCUAAAGAAGCUGGUGCGUUACCGCGAUAUCACCGAGAGCCACCAGCUCAUUUGCUGGUUCUGGCAGAGCUUGGAGGAGUUCACGAAUGAGGAGCGGGUGCUUUUCCUACGCUUCGUCUCUGGCAGGUCCAGGCUGCCCUCCAACCUGGCUGAUAUCACGCAGAAGUUCCAGAUCAUCAAGGUGGACAGGCCCAUCAACGGACUUCCAACCGCUCAGACCUGUUUCUUCCUUCUUCGCCUGCCCCCUUACACGAGCCAGGCCAUCCUCGCUGAGCGCCUGCGUUACUCCCUUCACAACUGCCCCUCCAUUGACAUGGACAACUACAUGCUGACUCACAACACCGACCCAGCAGACAGCUCUGACGCCGAGGACUGAAGCAGAAAACUCCAGACUCCAACGGGGUGGUGAAUGUUUUUCUCCGAUGCCAUGCACAUUAUGCACUGAACACAGAUUUUUAUUCACCAGACUUAUACGGUUGUGAUGUUUAUAUGUUGGUUAAUUUAAAGAUAUGCGUAGAUUUGAGUUUCUCUUCCAGCUGUGACAGAUGUUGUAAUUAUUGCAGUGCUUAUUCUGAAUCAAAACUACUACAGGGAAAACAGUAAGAUUUUUUUUAAAAAUCUACGUGAAUAAGCCACAGUUAAGGAGUUAAGGUGCCUGUUGUUCGAAAAUGUGUAAUAAUUUAUUGACCUCUGAAACUUACUGUAAUCAGUAAAACUGUAAAAUAAAGAGUGUUUAAAUAAGGAA